AUGCGCGAACUCACCAACAUGUACACGCUGGAUCCCUCAGCUCCUUCCUCCUCUCCAUCAUCAACUCCCCAGUCGCCUUCGAUACCUGCUACUCCCAUGUCUUCUUCAUCCUCAAUGUCUGCACCGGACAAUGGCAUACCAGAGUUCAACUCCGUCAUCAUUGUCGGUGCGGGAAACUUUGGCGCUGGCACUGCCUUGUCGUUGGCUCGCCGCGGUGUUCAAGUCACCCUGCUUGAUACUUCUGCUUUCCCCAACCCCAGAGCUGCCUCGCAUGACAUCAACAAGAUUGUUCGCGACGACUACCCAGAUUUGCUUUACAUGCGCAUGAUGGUCAAGGCAAUGCCCAUGUGGAGAAACAACGACCUCUACAAGUCCUUUUACCACGAGACUGGCAUGCUUCGCGCUGAUCCAACCGACUUUGCCGAGCAGAGCAUUGCGGCUUACAAGGAGCUGGGCAUUGAAAAUGGAUGCGAGAUGCUCCCCGUUGACGAGAUUCGUCGACGCUGGAACGGGAUCUUUGCAACCGCUGAUUUUGAGGGCCUUGAUAAGGUUCUCUACAACCCCAACGUCGGCUUUGCCGAGGCGGACAAGGCGCUAGCAGCCGUUGUGCAAGCAGGCAUCGACCUGGGUGUCGAAUACGUUAUUGGCGAGAUGGACACGCUUGCCUUCGGUCUCGAGGGCGAAUGCAUUGGAGUGACUCUCAAGAAUGGAAGUACGAUGCUGGCAGACAAGGUUCUGAUGGCCACUGGAGCGCGCACUGAGCCUCUACUUGCGCAGAGCGCCCCCAAGAACAAGAAGCUGCACUCUGGCGAUCGCAUCCUGGCUACGGGGGCCGUGAGCUUUUAUGCAAAGGUGCACGGCGAGCAGAAGGCCAAGUUUGCCCCCGUUCCGGUACUGAAGAACUGCCUCAAACAGGUCAAGGGCGAGGCUAUGUCUAUUCUGGCGGAUGGCACAAUCAAAUUCAACUGCGAUAUGUGCUUUACAAACUUCCAAAACUUCCCCGCGACGGGCGAGCAAAUGUCGGUGCCCCCAAGCGACGCCAAGUACAACACCUGGACUGGGUCCGACUUUGUCGACUUUUUCAAGCAGCGAACGGAAAUGACAUUCAAGGGCAUCUACGGAGAUGAAGUCAAGGAUGUCGAAAUUGAGUCGUACCGCAUUUGCUGGGAUGCGUCAACCCCGACGCACGACUUCCUCAUCACUUCGCACCCACACUGCGAAGGCCUGUUUGUGGCGACGGGAGGAUCAUUUCACGGCUGGAAGUUCUUGCCGGUCAUUGGGGAUUAUAUCGCCGACAUGAUGCAAGGCACGCUGGAGGACGACUACACGACACGCUGGGCGUGGGAUAAGGAUGUCAGUGACGGCCACUCGGCCAAUCCAACCUAUUCAGUGGUGGGGGAUCUCCAAGACUGGAUCGCAUAA
Molecule: messenger RNA, 1422 nt
Organism: Cordyceps militaris CM01
Lineage: Eukaryota; Fungi; Ascomycota; Sordariomycetes; Hypocreales; Cordycipitaceae
Product: sarcosine oxidase
Exons: 2
Coding region: 1-1422 (473 amino acids)
Molecular function (GO): sarcosine oxidase activity; saccharopine oxidase activity; flavin adenine dinucleotide binding
Source: RefSeq, a predicted model, not a curated record